Molecule: messenger RNA, 402 nt
Organism: Emys orbicularis (European pond turtle)
Lineage: Eukaryota; Metazoa; Chordata; Testudines; Emydidae
Gene: MLN
Product: motilin
Exons: 4
Coding region: 10-402 (130 amino acids)
Cellular component (GO): extracellular region
Molecular function (GO): hormone activity
Source: RefSeq, a predicted model, not a curated record
UCAAGCUCCAUGAUGGUUUCGAGGAAGGUGGUGGCUUCUCUGCUGGUGGUGUAUGUGGUGGCCAUGCUGGCUGAACAGACUGAAGGCUACCUAGCCUUCUUCACUCGCAGCGACAUCGAGAGGAUGCAGGAGAAACAGAGGAACAAAGCACAGAAGAAAUCCUUGAUGUUGCAGAAGCGAUCAGAAGGCGGAGACGUUACCGAGCUCUCUGACGUGGAGCGUGUGGACGAGGGCGAGAUCAUCAAGCUGACUGCACCUGGAGAAACUGGAAUGCGGCUCGACGCUAGGCAGCUGGAAAAAUACCAGCACAUCCUGGAGGAACUGCUAACUGAGAUGCUACUGGACGCUCAAAAUGAGUCCUCAUUGUCCUCCCCUCCCACCAUGGAUACCCUCUGCGCUUAA